AUGUGGAUAUUACCGCUCGUCGGGUAUCUCGGCUCCGUCGUGGGCUUUUGCUUCAUGACGCUGGCCAUAGCCUCGGGGCUAUACUACCUCUCGGAGCUCGUCGAGGAACACACCGUCAUCGCGAAACGCUUCCUGACGAAGCUCAUCUACUCCAUUAUAGUGCUGCAGCUCGUGCUGUGCCUGGUCGACCGCUUCCCCUUCCUCCCGACCGCGCUGGGCAUCUUCUCCCACUUCGUCUACCUCGGCAACAUGCGGCGCUUUCCCUUCGUCAAGCUCUCGGACCCGUUAUUCCUGGCCUCAUGCAUUCUCGUGCUGUUGAACCACUACGUCUGGUUCAGGCACUUCUCCUCCCACCAGGAGCGGGCCUACCAGAACAUGGCUUCGUACUACGAUACCCCUAGCGACAUCCCGUCCUUCACCGAGAUCGCGUCCUACUUCGGCAUCUGCGUCUGGCUCGUGCCCUUCGCGCUCUUCGUCAGUCUCUCCGCGAGCGACAACGUCCUCCCCACGAUGGGCAGCGAGCCGUCGGUGUCGGCUGUCGACCCUGGGAAUGCGAAGCGACGUGGGCAGGGGAUGGCCAAGGCUCUGGUGGACAACAUCCGCAGUGCCAUUGGCGAGACUAGUGCUAUGUUUGGGUGGAAAAAGCCGGAAGAUCGGCUGUAA
Messenger RNA from Chaetomium strumarium, 663 nucleotides. RefSeq names its product transmembrane adaptor Erv26. The record is from RefSeq and is a predicted model, not a curated record. Gene Ontology annotation, cellular component: COPII-coated ER to Golgi transport vesicle; endoplasmic reticulum membrane; Golgi membrane. Lineage: Eukaryota; Fungi; Ascomycota; Sordariomycetes; Sordariales; Chaetomiaceae. Bases 1 to 663 code for a protein of 220 amino acids. Gene Ontology annotation, biological process: endoplasmic reticulum to Golgi vesicle-mediated transport. The transcript has 3 exons. Gene Ontology annotation, molecular function: COPII receptor activity.